AUGACAAGUGCAAACGACGCGGCUUCCGCGUUCGAAAUUCUCGUACACAAACCCACCCGGGAGAAUGAUGACUACCUUCUGUCCAAGAGACACGGUGAGGGUGUCACAGUCGUUGAUUCUAGCGGUGAUGAGGAGGCAGAAGAGCCACCUAAAUCUCUCUGGCAGCGGUUUGUCAAGGCCGUCAAGCCAGAAGCCCAGAGCCCCUACGAUGAGCCGCCCAAGAAUUGGCGCGAAAAAACGGUUCGCUUCCUUGAAGUCACACAACACCAGCGCGCGUCCAACCGCCGUGCUGAGGGCAUUGUGGAGUCUUUCUUGUUCAACGAUGACUUGGCUCCCGUGGAGGCCAGUAGAAGAGUCUGGGACUGGAAGCAGUACGUGUUUCUAUGGGUCUCUGAGUCCUUCAAUGUCAACACAUGGCAGAUUUCUGCUACGGGUCUGCAGCUGGGCCUUAACUGGUGGCAGACGUGGAUCUGUAUCUGGGUCGGUUACAUGGCUGUGGCCUCCUUCGUCGCGAUCAACUCGCGGAUUGGUAACUUUUAUCACAUAGCAUUCCCCAUUUCCUCGAGAAUCUCCUUUGGUAUUUACUUCUCUUUGUGGAUCGUCCUCAACAGAGUCGUGAUGGGCUGUGUUUGGUACAGUGUCCAAACUUACAUUGGUUCCCAGACGGUCCAGCUGAUGCUGAAGGCCAUUUUCGGUAACAAUCUCGAGGAGCGUAUCCCCAACACCAUGGACACACAAAAUAUUACCACAUUCGGUUUCAUGUGCUUUAUGAUCUUCUGGGCGGCCCAACUGCCAGCCCUAUGGUUCCCACCACACACUCUGAAGUACUUGUUCACCGUCAAAAGUAUCAUCACGCCGUUCGCGGCUUUCGGCUUCUUGAUCUGGACACUGAAGAAGUCGCACGGUAAGCUGGCGUUAGGCUCUCUUAAUGACGUUCACCCCCACGGCUCCGAGCUUGGCUGGAACUUUGUCAUCAGUAUCAUGAGUGCGCUCGACAACCUUUCGACACUGAUCCUUAACGCGCCCGACUACUCGCGUUUCGCCAAAACCCGGUACUCCUCCAUUUACUCGCAGCUGGUGAUCCUCCCCGUGAUGUACGCUAUCAUUUCGAUCAUCGGUAUCAUCGUGACAUCAGCCGCGUACACAAUGUACGGCAUAAAUUACUGGUCGCCGCUCGACGUGUUAGGCAGGUUCUUGGACCACAGCACGGCCGGCAACCGCGGUGGUGUUUUCAUGAUCGCGUUCUGCUUUGGUAUCGCGCAAUUGGGCUCUAACAUCGCGUCGAACUCCAUCUCUGCGGGUACAGACAUGACCGCCCUGCUUCCCAAGUUCAUCAACAUCAGAAGAGGUGGCUACAUUUGCGCUGCCAUUUCGCUGGCUAUCUGCCCCUGGAACUUGAUGGCCUCGUCCUCCAAAUUCACGACCGCGCUGUCCGCGUACGCCGUGUUCCUGUCGUCCAUCUCCGGUGUCGUGUGCGCCGACUACUACGUCGUGAGAAAGGGUCUCAUCAGCUUGCAGCACUGCUACAGCAACGCGCCCGGCACACUGUACAUGUACGGCUCCCGGUUCGGUACCAACUGGAGGGCCGUGGCCGCAUACGUGCUCGGAAUCGUGCCCAACUUCCCAGGGUUUUUGGGAUCUCUAGAUGUCAAAGGCGUGCCGUCCGGAGCGAUGCACGUGUACCACCUCAACUACCUCGUGGGAUUCCUAGUCUCGUUCCUGCUCUACAGCAUAUUCUGCUACUUCUCGCCCGUCAACGGCAUGCCCGAGGGCGUGGGGUUCUUCGAUUUCUCCCGCUGGUUUGAGAGGUGGGUCGAGGUCGACGACUUCGCGACCCGCAGGAAGCAGUUCGAGAUCGACGGCGUGGACCCGGACAAUAACGAGUACACGGACGAGCUCUCGUCUGCCUCAGUGGACAACUUCCGCAACGACGGCAAGGUCUAG
Messenger RNA from Lachancea thermotolerans CBS 6340, 1944 nucleotides. RefSeq names its product nucleobase cation symporter-1 family protein. Lineage: Eukaryota; Fungi; Ascomycota; Saccharomycetes; Saccharomycetales; Saccharomycetaceae. Gene Ontology annotation, molecular function: nucleobase transmembrane transporter activity. Gene Ontology annotation, cellular component: plasma membrane. Gene Ontology annotation, biological process: transmembrane transport; nucleobase transport. The record is from RefSeq and is a predicted model, not a curated record. The transcript has a single exon. Bases 1 to 1944 code for a protein of 647 amino acids.